CUCAGACAGUGGUCUUGGCACAACAUGUGAGCCUGGAUCCUCCGGCACUUCCUCUUCGAAUACUAGCCCGGAGUCUGAAAAAGAUGUACAUAUGCAUGCUUUUUCAUCAACGCCUAGCGCCAAUUACUCAGCUAGACCAUUAGAGCUUUCGAAUGCCUCGCCCAUUAUCAAAAACGGCGUAACCCCUCACUUGAAUAGAACGAAUUCAAACAUUGCCUUUGGUGAUAGAGAGAAUCAUAUGACUAUAAAGCAUAAACGCGCUGUCAAGUCAAGAAGGGAUGGCGUAUUGGCCAACACGCCGAUUGCAGUACAGGCUAGGCUGGUUUAUGACACCAUAGAGUCUGCACAAUCAAUCCAAGAAAACACUCCGGUUCCAAAACAAAUGGUUACACUGGCUAAGGGCAAUAAUAAUCUUGACAUAAACAAACAUAUAUACACAAUUGAGAGUUGCAUUGAAAAUCAUCUGGAAGUAUGCCAGGGCAAAAAUAUGGAAGAAAAUCAAGAAGCUUCUAGGAGUGUCUUGCAUAUUAGGCAGAGCCGGGAAGAUGAAAACAAAUACGAGGGAAAUGAAGACGAGAGGGAAGGAGAUCAAGAAUAUUUGGUAGAUGUGGAGAAAGAAGAUAAACUAGGUGAAAUGAUUCUUCCCGGAUCAGGAGAGGUGACUAGAAGACGUCAGCGUCGGAUGCAUCCUUGUGAAUAUUGCGAUAAGCAGUUCGACAGGCCAUCACUUUUGAAGCGACAUACUCUUACGCAUACUGGUGAGCGUCCAUUUGAAUGCAAGUUUUGUGGAAAGGGGUUCUCGACCCGAAGCGGAGUCAAUACGCACGAACGCACACACACAGGUCAGCGUCCAUAUUUGUGCCGAAUUUGUGGGCGGAGAUUUGCCGCAGGUUCAAAUCUUAUAUUCCACAAAUACACGCAUACGAACACGCGACGCCAUGCCUGCUUACACUGCCCUAAGGCAUUCGUAACGCCUGGUGACCUUAGGAAACACGAAUAUAUACACACGGGAGCUUGGCCUUUCCGAUGUGGCGUAUGCGAAAGGGGUUUCGCUACAGAACGAAAUCUUAAGUCACAUGAAAUAACUCAUACAGGUGAGCAUCUUUUACAGGCACCUCAAAACGCUGCUGGUCAAAAGCCGUUCGUGUGCCCAGUUUGCUUAAAAGGAUAUGCACAAGAAAGCUCAAUGAAAACCCAUUUAAGAAUACACCAGAGAACAAGCCUGGCAUCACCUGUGAUCAAUUCACCUGAAAACAAAUCCCAAUCGGAAGAAGCAUUGGAACUUUUGUCUUCAGCCAAUUCACCAAAUAGCCUAGAAUGUACAAAGCAACUCUCCACCUGGCCAUCUAAUCCGAACAGCUUUUCCACAUUGCCUGAUCUAAUUUGUGAGGCUCCACCCACUCCUCAUAUAAAUACUUCAUAUAGUUAUCUUGAUCCGUCAAGAGUGCUGAACCACGAAGUGUCAGCUUUUUCAACCUACCAACCGACGACUGACGGCCAGCAAACUAGCCCUUCGAGACAUCAAUUGGGCUCAAAAGAACAAUCCAUCGGGCCUCAGACACCCAACAGUCCUGAGUCCAUUUUGAGCCCGUCAGAAAUUGCUUCCUUAACACAAAAUGCAAUAACACGGACAAAUUGGGAGGCGGCUGUGUGGAUUUACUCAAGAUAUCGAGCUUACUACAACAUUUAUAUGCGAGAGCUACUUAGGCCUUCUAGCAUUGAGGUGCCAGCAGUUGGAGGAUAUAUGGUGCCACCUAUGACAAAUGCAUUAUCAACACAUGUUCCGGUGACGGAAUCAUCCUCGAAUAUUCCACCUGCCCAAGGAUAUGGCUUAACCGGACUAUCAUCAAGCUUUUCCUGUGCCUCCCUUGCAGCGCCAGCGACUAGCAAUCACUUAAUGUCUGUAGCCAGACCUGCAAUAUGCAGCUUAGCUGGGUCGCCCAGUAGCGUUAUCACAGGCCCUACUGGCCCAGGAAUGACUGCUCAGGAUAUAAUAGAUAUAAGUUCAAAUUAUAGUCUUAACUAUUUUCAGCAGUUAGCACAGACUUCCAUGCAGACACCUUCGCAAUCUAUUCCAGACCAGCCUUUCAUAGCAUUACAGAACGCGUCGGUUUUGGGUUUGCAUAGCCUAUCCUAUCCAGCGCUCAAUACCGUCACACAUGAAUCCUCAAACGCAAUGCCUUCGACUGGGAUAUCUGAUCUCCCUUCUGAGUCGUCAGAGCUUUUUUCGGGGAAGACGAUCUUGAAUAUUUUAUCGGAUGAAGUUAUCUUUUCUCGUGGCUUUCCAAGUGACAAACCGGUUCGUAUCUCUUCCGCGUCAACUCGCUCCCAAUCUGAGAAAGUUGUGUAG
Protopolystoma xenopodis is the source of this 2350-nucleotide messenger RNA. NCBI's taxonomy places the organism in Eukaryota, Metazoa, Platyhelminthes, Monogenea, Polystomatidea, Polystomatidae. The record is from the annotation of a GenBank genome assembly.